Molecule: messenger RNA, 2386 nt
Organism: Condylostylus longicornis
Lineage: Eukaryota; Metazoa; Arthropoda; Insecta; Diptera; Dolichopodidae
Product: alpha-tocopherol transfer protein-like
Exons: 8
Coding region: 337-1188 (283 amino acids)
Cellular component (GO): membrane
Molecular function (GO): phosphatidylinositol bisphosphate binding
Source: RefSeq, a predicted model, not a curated record
AAAAUUCACAGACUUUGACGGACAAAAACAUUAAGGGAAUCACCAUCAAAUAGAGUAGUGGAAAACCACCACCAUUUAUAAUGGAAAAUGUGAUAUAAAAUCAAAAAAAUAAAAAUAAUAAAAAAAAGGAGCAUGGCAUAAAAUUUGCACAACCCAAAAUAUAAAAAUACUAUUUUCUAGUAGGAUCUAUUAAUCUACACACACACCUUUAUAGAAUCACCGCUAAUAUUUAAUAUCGAAGAGCAAUUUAUAAACUUAUGCAAAUUCGUUUUUUUUUUUUUUUGGGUUAAAAUUUUGUAUAGCUAUAUAAAAAAUAAAAAAUAAAUUCUAAGAAUCAUGUCUGAACGUAUAUCAAAUGAAGAUGAAAAAUAUGGUAUUCUUAAGGAAUUCGUCAAAAAUAACACUUCACUACCAUUAAUAGAAGAAAAUUUAUUAAAAAAUUUUCUACAUUGCUGUGAUCAUAAUGUUGAAUCAGCUAAAAUUCUAAUCGUUAAUAGUUAUAAAUUACGUAGCAGUUAUCCACAAAUAUUUAUAGAUCGUGAUCCUGAUAGUAUUGAAAUUAAACAACAAUUAGAAUCCGAGGCAAUGGUAUUAUUCCCUGAAAAAACAAAUAAUGGUGACCAAGUAACACUUUAUAAACUAAUGAAUGGUGAUCCCAGUAAGUUUCGUUUUACAAUGGCUUUAAAAAUUUUUAUAAUGUUUUUUGAUGUUCGUUGUAUUAUACCGGGUGCAACUGGUAAUCAUGAAAUAACAAUAUUUGAUAUGGAUGGUUGCUCAUUGAAACAUGUUAAAAGUGCUAAUAUAACAGCAAUACGUGCUCUCUUUAAAUAUUUACAAGAGGCAAUAACAGUUAAAUUGAAGGAAAUACAUUUAUUAAAUUGUCCAGUAUUUAUAGAUAAAAUAAUGGCUAUUUUAAAGCCAUUCAUAAGAAAUGAUCUCUAUAAAAAGAUAAGAUUUCAUCAACCAAAUUCUCUAACGAUAUAUGAUUAUGUACCAAAAGAAUUAUUUCCAAUUGAAUAUGGAGGAAAUUCAUAUCAUUUAGAGGAUAUUCGUACAGAAUGGGUUAAUAAAUUAAAAGACAAUAGAGAAUAUUUAAUCAAUUCAGAGAAUUGGAAAUAUCGUAGCAAUAGCAGUUUAUUUGCUAAUCCUCUUUCAGAUGGAACAUUUAAUCCUUUAAAUUUUGAUUAGAUUUUAAAUUCUUAAAUUAAUUUUUAUUUCUUAAAUUUAAUAUAGUAAAAAUCCUUAUUUAAAUAAUGACAAAUACACAUAAAUUAAUUAUUCAAUUACAUAUAUUAAUGUACUUAAUUAAUAUACAUAUAUUUUUUUGUUCCUUAAGAAAUAUUUUCAAUUCUACAAGAUUAAGAUAGUGAAACGAAAACCAAGUUAACAAUAUAUGACAUAUUAUUGGCUAUACAACGUAAUAAAGUAGAUUUUGAGAGUUAAAUAUGAAAAAUUACUUAGUUUCGUUUCUGUUUCUUAAUCCCGCAGUAUUGUGAAUAACUCUAUAUUUAUAAUUACAAUUUAUUAUAUUCACACAAAAAUUUUAUUUAUGCCUAUACAUACUUAUAAAAUGAAAAGAAAAUUAUAACUAAGACAAAGUGUUUUUCGAACAUUAAAAAACAAGUUCUUUAAACCGUAUUUAAUGGAAAGAAAUGGUAUUAAAAAUAAUAAGAAUGAAUUUUUUGAGACUACAUUAAUUAUAUUUUAAAUGCACACUUUGUAAAUUAAUUUAAAUUUAAAUUAAUAUUUUCAUUUUUUAAUAACAUUAACAAAAAAACAACAGCUAUUAAACUAGAAGAACAAAAAACAUACAUACAUACAAUUUUAACAAUUAUUUUAAAUGUUCUUUUUUAAUUUUUCUUUUUUAAUAAAAAAUUGCACUUCAAUCAUAAAAAUAUUAUAUUAGAAAUAAUAUUAUUAAAGACUGAAUAUUUUAAUUUUCAUUUAAAUUUAUUAUAUUCAAUAAUUCAAAAAAAAAAAAGUAAAAAACAGAAAAAAAAAAAAUUAAAUGUUUGCCUCAAAUAAUGACUGAAGGUUAUUAUAAGUAAUUUAAAAAAAAAAAAAUUAAAUGUAAUGUGAAAUUUUUUCUGUAUAAAAUGGGCCUCCAACAAAUUCCAAUUUAUUAAUCAAUCAAUUGUACCGGAAAAUUCUAUUUCGUUGAAUCAUGUUUCAGAAGAUCGUGAAUCAGUAAGUGUUUAUAAUGUUUGAAUUUUUAUAAAUGUAGAUUAAAUGUCUAUAAAGCAAUUUUUCUUAAUUUGAACAAUUGCCUCGCAGUAACACUUAUUAACAUUAUGAUCCCAAACUUGUGAGAUUUUUUAAAAAUUUGGUUUUUAAUGCUAUAACAAUUUGAAGCUUAAAAUUAAAUUAAAGUUCAAAUUAAAUUCAG